This is a messenger RNA of Paralichthys olivaceus (Japanese flounder), 3115 nucleotides long. Its product is annotated as sodium/glucose cotransporter 2-like. NCBI's taxonomy places the organism in Eukaryota, Metazoa, Chordata, Actinopteri, Pleuronectiformes, Paralichthyidae. Gene Ontology annotation, biological process: sodium ion transport; transmembrane transport. Gene Ontology annotation, cellular component: plasma membrane. The record is from RefSeq and is a predicted model, not a curated record. Gene Ontology annotation, molecular function: protein binding; D-glucose:sodium symporter activity.
UGACCUGACGUCACGGGUCAAAGGUCAGCCAAUCAGAUGAGCGGAAGUAGAACGUUGCGGUAAUCCGGUUCAGACAUGACAAGUGCGGCCGACUGAAGCUGAGCUCGACUCCCGGUGCUCUGGUGAACCUGACCCCCCGCAUCGUCCUGCCGCCGAGUCGGACCCGUGUGCUGUCUGCCAUGGUGGACUGAGAGCUGCGAGACCGAGAACCGUGACCGUCGGAGGGGAAGUGGAGCUUCUUUGUGAGCGAGUUUGCUCCCUGGGCUGGCGGUGAUGUUGUGCACGGGGCUGCCGGAGCAGCAGCAGCAGCAGCAGCGAGGAGCCUGACGCAUCCCCACCGUAGGCCGCCGGGACGAGCCCUUACCCUCAAAUGAGCCCGGAGGGUAAAGACCACCGAGUGGGAGCCUGGGAAGUCCCCAGAAACUUGUGCUAAUAACCGGCCACUUGGAUACAGCGAGAGCCCGCUCCUCCACACUGCCUCACCGAUUCCUGCUGAGAGGGAGACCCACAGCUUUCACGGUGGAAACGAGAAGGAGAGCGAAGAUGAAUGCUGUGCGGGGGGGCACAGUCACCUGGCGUCCCCAGCCGUGGCAGGACGGGGACGGGGGUGGAGGGGAGCCUCUGUCCGACAGCGACUCAGAGGAGGAGGACUUCCCUGAUGACAGCACCACCCCGCUGGGCGACUACAUCACACAUGGACUGAAGCAGCUCCUGGACGCUCAGCAGCUGUGUGAUGUUACUCUGAUUGUUGAGGGGAAGAAGUUCAUGUGUCACAGAGUCCUCUUAGCAGCUGUGAGCCCCUACUUCAGGGCCAUGUUCACCAGUCCCCUGGUGGAGUCUCGCCUCACAGAGAUCCGUCUGGAGGAAGUGACGCCGUCUGUCAUGGAGACCGUCAUCCAGUUUGUGUACACUGGUGAGGCAGGGCUCUCUCUGGACACAGCUGAGGAUCUGUUUGUGGCCGCCAAUCGGCUGCAGGUCAUGCCUCUUCAGGACCUGUGCUCCAGGUUUCUAUUUGAGCACCUCUCAGUAGAUAACUGUCUGGGUAUGUACUCUCUGGCUCGCUCUCACCACGACCAGCUGCUGCUGCGUGCCUCCCUGCGGCUAGUAGCCCAGCACUUUCCGCGGGUGGCCCGGCAGAAAGACUUCCUGCUACUUGACCACGGCACCUUAGGCAGCCUACUGAGUUCAGACCGCUUGGGAGUCGACUCGGAGGCCGAGGUCUACGAUGCUGCACGCCGCUGGGCAGAGCAUCAGCCCUUGGACAGGUACACCCACAUGCCUGCUCUGCUUCACCACCUGCGGCCUGGGCUGCUUUCCCAGGAAGAGAGCCGAAGACUGUGCCAGGAGUUGGGGCCUGCCGCAGCUGGUGAAGGCCUCGGGGGGCCUCUGAGACCACGGGAGGGAAUGUUUGAGAAGAAGAUCGUCUGUGUGGACCUGACGCCUCGGGAGGACGAGAAUUUAGCUGCGAGGGACUACACAGUUGACUGCUUUGAUCCUCGGACAGGAAAGUGGGAAAAGUUAGCAGCGCUGGGCUCUCUUGUCAGCCCUGGCUGCACUGCAGUAGGUGACAGGCUGUUUGUAGCUGGUGGGAUCCUUCGGACAGGCUCUGUGUCAGCAGCAGUACACGAAUAUGAUGCAGUGUUGGACCACUGGAUAGAGCGGCCUUCGAUGGUCCAGCCCAGGGCCAUGCUCGGCCUGCUGGGCUGUGGGGAGUCACUCUAUGCCUUAGGUGGCAGUAACCGCUCCGCCCUGCUGGACUCCAGCGAGACCCUGGAGCUUUCAACACUACAGUGGGCUCCGGGGCCUCGGUUACCUCUCCCGCUGCGUGCCUUUGCCUGCGCAGCCCUUCGUGGACGACUGUACCUUCUGGGUGGAACCACACUCGAACAGAACCGAGCUGUGGUCCACUCUGGCGUGCUCAUUUAUCACACUCUAACCGACUGCUGGACACGUGUGGCACUGGACUCCGGCGCCACCUGCCUUGCUGGAGGAGUAGCCGUGCGAGGAGGGGUCUGUGCUAUCGGGGGAUACAUGCGGGAUACCACCAAGUUCCUUGAUGGAAACUACACUAAUCUGGAGACUUUAGACGCCACUGGUCGUGUUCUGUUUUUCAGAGAGGGCAGGGGCUCUGGCGUAGAGAGGGAGGUGACAGGGGGAGGGGUGAUGGUGACUGCUGAGCAGCGUGGGGCUGCAGGCGGUGGAAGCGACCGAGCCCCAAGCCCUGUGGUAUUUCCUGGGCUGCCUCGGCGGAUAGCAGCCGGGGGUGUGGCCAGGUGGAAAAGGAGGAUUUAUGUGCUGGGUGGGGAAAACGGCUCACGGUUCUAUGACAGUGUGUACUGCUGGAAGCCCGGUUGGCGCAGCUGGGUCCAGAGACGUGAAAAGCUUCCCGGGGAUACUGGAGGAGUGAGCCAGUUUGGGUGUACCACUCUAAAAUUCCCUAAGAAACACAUCCUGUCCAGACUGAGACUAGCCAAAGAAAACUGCAAGAAGGCUGCUGACUAGCUUGACUGGGCCCAUUCUGACUGAAGUCAAGGCAGCCAUUCAUGCGACACAUAGAUGAGGUCCAGGCUGUGUUCUUGAUUAGCUCCUCCUUGACCCCGUGAUAUGAGAUGAAGUCAUGAGGAAGAAACCAUUUUAUACAGUUGGCACGCAGCCACAGAGCUGGGUGUUAGUGGACUGGAUGCAGACAGAUCUUGUGAAAUUGAAUACGGAUCGUCAAAUGUACAGGCAGAGAGAAGUGGAGCCAGUAACAGGUUUAAAAGAACAGACAACACGCACCUGAAUGUAACUUAAACCACUCGCUGUCAGAACAGUCAAGUCCUCAGAGAGAGAACGGGGCCUUUGAAUUGUAUUCUCACAUUUUAAUGUUUUUUGUUGGUGAAUCCUUUCAAUGCUGGUUUUUAAAGCUGUUCAGACACAGACAAGGAACGUAAAGGUACAGUGUGUAGAAUUUAGUGACAUCUAGUGUUGAAAUUGCAUGUUGCAGCCGAACACCCCUCACCCCAGUCUGGACUAAUGUAAAAAACAUGGCUGCGUCCGUAGAGAGGACACCCGUCAAUGUAAAUAUAAAGUAUUUAAAUAUAAAGGGCCUUUUCUUGGGUAAAGAAAACUACAA